AUACGAUUAGGUGGCUACAUAGAGCUGUCUGUUGUGAUUCGGAUAAUACGGAGUUUUCCGAUUAGUUUGUUUGAGAGGUGGCACGGCAAUUAAAAACAAUAUUGGAGAGCGUAGACAAGACAAGAGAGAUAAAGAAAGACAAACAGUCUUGUUGUUUUUGUCCGGAAACGAGAGAAGGUUUCAUGCAUCAUGGUAUGAAGGGAGCAGAGUGGAUGAUCAUGUCAUAAUGAUAUGAUUAUAUGAAAGAGAUUGAUCUGUGAUUUCAAACUUUUAACGAGCAAGGUUGCUGUCAGUAAAAAGAAAGACAAUAAUGGGGCAGAGGAUCACAGUAUCGGAGUUCGUGCAUUGUGGACAUGGAUGCAAAAAGUGAGAUACGUGUGCGUGCCCGGACAUUUUCGGCAGACAGUAUGACUGAAGAAAACAUACAUUUAUUACCUGCAAUGCCCUUGCCAAAUCCAGAAAUGGUUGUCUGUAGCUCGGAACCAAAACCGGCAAAACUAAGUUUGAUAAAAAUAUUUCUGUUAAAUGCGGUGGUAUGUGGCGUGGAAAUUUGUGCAUGUUCAGGAUUUACCUACAUUCCACCGAUGCUGCUCAAAUCUGGUUACACAGAGGAAAAUAUGAGUAUAAUCCUUGGUCUCGGACCUCUACUUGGUUUUAUACUUGUACCCAUUAUUGGACGCGCAAGUGAUCGCUGUAGGAGCAGGAUAGGAAGACGAAGACCUUUCAUUCUCGGCUUGUCGUCAUUGUUGAUUAUGUCGUUGUUAAUUAUACCAUAUAAUGAAAAGAUCUGUGAACUAAUAUUUGGAAUAGGUCCAGUUGCCAAAAGUUUUAGCCUUCUGUUGUUAACAUUAGGGGUAGUUCUGUUAGAUUUUACAAGUCAAGCGUGUUUGACUCCUUGUGAGGCAAUGCUGUCUGAUUCAUCGAAAGAAACUGACCAGCAAGAAAGGGUUUUCAUUGUAUACUCGCUGAUGGUUAGUCUAGGAGGAUUUUUAGGUUACUUGAUAACUGCAAUUGAUUGGAAAUCAACUACGAUUGGUAUUUAUUUUAAAACACAAGAAAGAACAGUAUUUUCAAUGCUAACAUCUUUGUUUAGUGUUCUGUUAUUAACUACAAUUUUAGCAGCCAAAGAGAAACCAUUAAUAUCCAGAGAUUAUGAGUUGAAUGUUCCUGUUGGAGAUACUAUGUUAGAAGUAAGUAGUACCGGUGGUGAAUCAGGUUACGACACAAAUGGGUCAGAAAAUGGACAUGUGGUGACUGAACUUGAGCUGCAAGAACAAAGUGAAAGAACAAAAUAUACUCCAAAACGAACAAUCAUUGGGAGAUUAUUAUCCCUACCAAGAUCAUGGUUGAGAUUUAUUUUGACGUUAAGAUUUUUGGGCGCUGCAUUGAACUUAUUGCGCCUAGUUUGGAUUAGUGUUUAUGAAAAGUUACCAGAACCGUUUCAGAAGCUCUGUGAUAUCCCUCAUGUUUUACGUCAUCUGGCGCUCGCUCAUUUUUGUAGCUGGACUGCAAUAAUGGGAUUUAACCUGUUCUUUACAGACUUUGUCGGAAAUGCUGUCUAUGAAGGAAACCCAAAUGCACCGGAAGAUUCGUACUUGCGGAACAGAUUUGACGAGGGUGUACGAAUGGGAAGCUGGGGACUUCUGUUUCACUGUAUAACAUCAGCAAUAUAUGCUCUAUUUGUUGAAAAAUUAGUGAGUCGUUUUGGCUGCAAGUUGACUUACACGUUCGGGAUGACGUCGUUCAUAUUCGCCAUGUUUGGAAUGGUUCUAGUCCAGAAUGUGAUAUUUGUGAAUUUAAUGGCGGGAGUCACAGGGUUUGCCUAUGCAACCGUUUUAACCAUUCCAUUCAUUCUGGUGUCAAAAUAUCACAGUGAGAAAGAGGUAUAUUUUCAUGAUGUGAUGCCCAAAGUUUCCAAGUCACCUGUAAUCCCUGCCCCCGUGCGAGGCAUAGCUACAGACAUUGCUACACUGGACAGCGCGUAUUUCCUCUCCCAAGUUGUACUGUCAUGUAUUAUGGGAUAUAUAGUGUACAUGACAGGUUCUGUUCUGUCAUAUAUGGUAACAGCAGGCGUGAUGGGAGUAUUGUCAUUGUAUUUCAUACAGAAUGUUGUUACAUGUGAACAAGAAAUGAUCGGUAGAAAACUGUCAAUACACAGUCAUAAUGGUGUUUUAUGAUAGAGGAUAGAAUUAUGCUGCAUGUAUGCUAUACUGAACUGCUCAUAAUGAAACCGCUUCAAAAUUACCGAGUCUGUACUUGACUAAUGUGCUGAGUAUAAAAUUUGCACUGGAAAUUGAAAUGUUAUUUUAUUGAGUUCUAAAGGUACAGAAAAAAUGCAAAAGUUAGUAACACUUGACACAUAUUGAGUAUUUGACAAUUUGUUUAUAAAGGUGAUAUACUGGUAAAAAUAACGGUGAUUUAUGACUGAUAAAAAUUUAUGCUCUCGGUAUGUGAUUCUUGCAUUCAAAAAGCCAUGUGUGCUUCUAAGAGAUGUAUUAAAGGCUGAAGAAUGUGAAAAUCUGAAAUGAGAAUACAGAAUCACAAGGACAUCGCCAGUUGUAACACCAUAUCCACUACCAAGGACUAUUUGCUGUGGUCUGUCAUAAAGACACUAUCAUUCUCUGUCUCAAAAAACUACCGGUAACUUAGAUGGUAGCUUUGUAUGUCAUGAACUGUUUUCUUAGGCUCACCUGACUACAAGGUGCUCAAGUUGAGCUGUUGUGAUCACUUAACAUGAUUCCCUGUAGCUGUCUGAUAACACUUUCUUCCACCUACACCAUCUCUGAAACUGUCUCAGGAGAGGUGAUGAAACUUAACAUACAUGUUACCCUUCAAAAAGGUUUCAAUUGUUUCAGCUCCUUUGGGCAGAGUUUUGCCAGAGCCAAGCACAAGGCAUGGUCACUUAUCCUAAUAUAUUGGUAAAUUGAGCAAUUUUUUCCUCAGAAUUUUUUUUUAAAAAUCACAGAAGUGUUCCUUGGUUGACCAAAAUUGUACAAGUCAACUUGAUUUGUCAAAAAAAACUUGCAAAAUAGAGGAUGUGUUUCUUUUUGUAUUGGUAGAAAAUUUGAAAAUCUUCUUUGAAACUGAUGACCAGAUUUCAGUAAAUUAAUUAGUUUUGCAGGAUGUUCCUUAGAUGAAUUUCUACCAAAGGUGUUCAGGCCCUUGAUGUUUUAAGAAAAGACGUGUUUACCAUGGGUGGAGCUUGUUUAUCAUGGGUGGAGCUUGUUUUUUUUAUAUGUAAAACCACCCCUCUGAUUUUAGAAUAAUUUUACUUAUUUUAAUUGACUCUUUACCAAAACUAUAUUCACAAAGUUAAUUUAUCACCGUGAUACCUGUGUCAGCUGUGAAACUCGGGUGAGCAACCUAGGGGUCUUGACUCUUGUUGAAAUACUUUCUGUUAAUGGUAUGUAUAUACCCAAAAUGGCAGCCAGUAUGGUAAAGGGGAAUACUAAAUGUGAGUUGUAAAAUAAAUCUGUAUCACUGAACUGUAGAUAACAUACUAUUUAUUAAGUCUUGUGCCAUUUCAUGUUAAUGAAUCUGUCUACAUUUUACAAGUUGAACAUUGAGUUAUAUUCAGUUGUCAGACACAUGCAAGGUUAGUAAUAUUUCAUGCUUAUAAGUGAUUACAAGAACAGUAAUUUGCAUGAACAUGAACCAGAUAAUCCACGUCCCAGAAAUAAAGGGGUGUAAGUGAAAAACUGCUUUUGAGAAAAUGGGGAAAAAAGUCUUAAUUUUUAAUCACAGAUUUCUCAAUUGUUUGUAUCCAUACUGUAACCUCAUAGCAAAAGGUCUUACCUAUUGUCACUUACUUAUGCAGCUGAUGAUAUUUUGAAAAAAUUGUUUAUAUGCCUUUUGACAGCCGUCAAUAUUGAAAGGUUGUAUCUGCUACUUACAACCUAUUAACUAUAUAAUUAUUGUAUCCAAAAUCGCGUGAUAUGCAGUCUUAAAGUAUAAGUGGAAGAUACAACCUUUUUCUUCAGUAAUUAUUUCUAAACUGUACUGAAAACUUGGUUGUAAGUAACAGAUAUCACCUUAAAUUAUUAAUAAAAUGUUAUUUUUGGCUCCACAGUUUGGUCACACAAUUAUGAUUCCAUGUUCAAGUUAUAGCCCUUUCAUUGCAGUUUCCAAAAAAUGUAUAGGUACAUCUCGUAAUAAUUUUUUAAUCAUCAGUGCAUUUGUUUUUCAUCUAGAACCAACUUUUUUUUUUUAAAUUUGGAUUUAAAAAAGCAGACAGUUUCAAAGUAUCUUCUCUCAUAAAUUUAGUAAUUUUUUGUGCUACUUUUUUGGCGUAGUGCAGUAAUAUUCUCAGUUUGGACAUAUUUGUAAAAUUAACUAUAAUAAUAAUAAUAAUAAUAAUAACAACUUUAUUUAUAGUGGAUAACAUAUUUGGCCAAGCCACUAGAUAGACUGAUAAUCUAGAUUCUGGGCACAACCACAAAAAUGAAUCCCCCUGUAAAUAUUAAUGAUUUCAUGGUGUAUGUAAACUUAUAGCAUAAUUAUGUGAGUAGUAAAUUGACUGAAUUGUAAAAGGUUGUUCCAUGUUCAGUAUUUCUCACACAAAAGAAAAUCAUGUUUGAACAUAAAAAGAAAUGAAAGUUGGAUCAGGUGUUAAUAUUAGUAAUAGUCUUUGAAAUUGGUGUUAGUGUUAAAUUCAUUUUAUUUGAGAUUUGUAUGUUUUCUUACAUUAACUGAAUGCUUUAUGAUAUUUAUAACUGAAAUCUUUUAACUAUAUCAAAGUUUAACACAGUGUUUGAUUUUACCCACUUGUUUUCUUCUUUUAUUUUAUUUUAUGGGACCAAAGCUUUUAAAGCCCUGCAUUGUUAAAUUUUGAUGAACUUUUAUUUUAUUUAUUUAUUUCUUGGUUAAAGAAACUCCUGUUUUACCUGGUCACAUGUUCAGUGUUUAAAACAUGUUUGUUUCCAAAAAUGUCAUUGUCAGUCAGUAUGGAUAUAUAAAUUCAGUCUUUUAAUAUGUAUAAAGCAAAUCAAAAUUUGACUUAUUUUUUGGUUGAGUUUUUGUGACUAUCUCAGCCAGCAAAUUUUAUUAUAUAAUCUUUUAAAGGUGACAAAUAGCAGUAGUUGAACAGUUAUAAAUUAUUUGUUCACCUGAGCUUUUCCCAUCAGUCAUUUACCAUCAUCUGUUGUCUAUCAUCAAAUGCUUGAAAUGACAUCUCAACCAGUCUCAACACAAGGAAUUUUGCUGUUGUGGACCUCUUUCAAAAAGAAAUCCAUUCCAUGCUGAACUCUGGUUGUCAUGGCAAUGGGAAAAACUGCUAAACUGACUACCUUAAAAAGUAAUAAUUUACAAAUAUUUUGCUUCGUAAAAAAGUAUCAUGGUUAUUGUUGGGGUGUAAAUAUCUGGUCAACAACAAUGUUUUUAGUCUAAAUCAAUAUAAAUAGUACCUGAUUUUAUGAAAGAAGAAACUUUUAGACAUUGUCAAGGGGUUUUGAAACGGAUCCUUCAAAAUUUGUUCUUGUGGCAUUCGAAGACAAGUUAGAAAUGCAUACAUGUAUAUCACGUAGAUCUUGACCUAAAGUGUUAUAAGCUUGUAAACCAAAGCUCUGUAUUACUGAUUAUCUAUUUUACAUUUUCAUUAUAUCCAUCUGUAGACUUGACUUUUUGUUUUUAAUUAUAUGUUUAAAUAUGUCACUAAAUUUCUUGAUUGCAUUCCAUAGGCAGUACAAGAGAACAAUUAUCUUCACAGGGCUUUGUAGUAGCAGAAGAAAGUGCUGUUUAAUUCAUUAAUGCUGGUAUGUGUUUCUAGGGAAAACUGAACAAACACUGUUCGUGUACAGUAACACAAAUUGCUUGAGAUCACAUGUUGGUAGGCAAAUUACUCACAUGAAUUGCUCAAGUGAAUCAAGAUGCUUGAGCACUGGAUGCCCUAACAAACCAAGACACGUGAACAAUCAGUGCUCGUGGGAGUCAAGCUACAAGAAUGAAUCGUGUUUCUCUGUAAACAGAGAAGUAGAUGAAUCAUUUGCUUUCAUUUAUGUUAUUUACUUGUUGUUGUAUUGUUGUAAUUUAUUCUCUUUCCUUUAGAUGGCACAAAAAUGUACUCAUUUGAUAUCAGAUUGGAUGUUUAUUUGCAUGUAAAGUAAAAUGAUAAAUGUUAAUAUUAACAUUUCUAGUAAAGACACAGUAUCACUGUUAGAAGUAACAGACUUUUGCAGAUUUUAUUUGUGAACAACUGACCAAAAUUGUUUAUUUACUAUCAAAAGAAAGAUUGUGUUUGCAGUAAACAUGUCAUAAACAAAACAAAACCCGUUAAGAAUACUGUAAGAGCUGGAGGGGUGACCUGCUUUAACAUGAUUUUUCUCCACAUUUCAGAAGAAAAAACAUGAUGUGUGGCACACCAAAAUGAAGAUGAAAGAUUGAACCAUAACACGGCACUAUUUUAAUAACAUUUUAUGCAUCAUGAUUUUUUUAGACAGCAUUUACUUCUCGGCAUUUAAAUAUACACAUAGGGGUACCUUGAAAUCUUAAAUGUAUGCAUGGAAAAAGCUACGGAACUCAGUAAAUGAAAAUGUACAAAUUAUUUUUAGUAUUAUUUUCUUAUUGCCAUGCUUCAAAGAAUGAGAAGACAUAGAUAUUAAUUUUACAAGAUGUCUUUAUUGAUUAUAUACAUUUUUUUCUGCAGGGAACUGACAAGCCAUAUGAACAAAUAUAUUGAUCAAGUUGUUUAUACAUAGUAGGAUCCAAAGUGACCUCAUCCAUAUGCAUGGUUCUUUAAGGGCAAAACAACAGUAUUGUAAUAGAAGGAUUAGUGAGGUUUGUUGCAGUGUACAUUGUUUAGACACCUCUGAAUGGUGUAAAUAUAGUCAUCUUGUCAUGUGCAUAACCUUUAUAGGAAAGGUCACUUUAAUUGGUUGUACAGUUUUUGCUUAACAUUAGGUUUGUAUAAUUUCAGUAUUCUCUCUUUCUGAAAUCCUUUUUAUUUCAGCCUAUGUUGGCCAGUCAGACAAUGACUAUUUAUACGAGGAGUGAUCCAUAAUUAUGUAAUCUUUCAUUUUAACUCUAAAACAAGAAGAGAUAUAAUAAAGUUUCAUUUCUAAAAUACGCAGUAUAUUAACCCCAUUUAUGUGUGAAAUUUGAAUUUGUACGCCAAAUAUUGCAAUGUAAUAAAGGUAAGGUUGGAAACCUGGGACAAGUGUCAUAGCGAAGUUGCAAUUUCUUUCUCAAGUUUAAAAUACUAGAAUAAGGUAUGUUAUAAUGAGUCAUUAUAAGACAAUAUUACAAAUGUUGAUCACAUUUUUAGCUCACCUGUCACGUAGUGAUAGGGUGAGCUUUUUUGAUCGCCCAUCAUCCGUCCAUUCACAAUUUCCUUGUGAACACGAUAGAGACCACAUUUUGUAUUUGAUUUUAAUUAAAAUUGCACACAGCUUGUAUGGGCAUGAUAUCUCGGUUCCUUUCGAAAACUGGCCAGAUCCCAUCAUGGGUUCCAGAGUUAUGGCCCCUAAAAGGGCCAGAAUUUGCCAUUUUUGGCUUGCGAACACGAGAGACCACAUUUUGUGAUCAGCUUUAAUAAAACUUGCACACAAAUUGUAUUGGCAUAAUAUCUUGGUUCCUUUUGAAAACUGGCCAGAUCCCUUCAUGGGUUGCAGAGUUAUGGCCCCUUAAAGGGCCAAAAUUUGCUAUUUUUGGCUUGUGAACAGGAUAGAGACCACAUUUUGCAAUCAACUUUAAUCAAACUUGCACACAACUUGUAUUUGCAUUAUAUCUUGGUUCCUUUCGAAAACUGGCCAGAUCCUGUCAUGGGUUGCAGAGUUAUGGCCCUAGGGCCAAAAUUUGCUAUUUUUAGCUUUUGCAGCCAUAUAGAGACUUCAUUUAUGGUUUGAUUUGAUACAAACUGCAAAAUAUCUUCAACAACAAUAAAUCUUGGAUUCCAUGAUGAUACUGUCAGAUCCGAUCAUAAGUUCCAAAGUUACGGCCCCUGAUUUACCCCUGAAAGAGCCAAAAUUUAUUCAAAGUUUCCAGCUGACAUAUUUUGUGUAUCACUUGAUGUACCAUGUCCUCCUUCUUGUAUCAUAAUUCUACUUAAAAACUGGUAUUUUGGAGAAAUAUUGUAUCCAUAUUAUAUUUGCAAUCAUUUUUCAGUCCGUGUGGUGAAUAGCUGAUAUUUAAACUGAAAAAAAAAAAUUUCUAAGUUCUUGAUAAGCAGACAUGUUGUGACGUUAGAAAGACGCACACAGUAAUAAACAUCACAUUGUGACAUAUAAUACCGGUAUGGGUUCUAUGGGGCCUCAAAUAGGGUCACAAAAAGAGGUUAUUUUUCCCUUGAGGUAAACCAGUAGCCGGAAAAAAUCUUUUGACGAUGGUUUAAUGUUAUUUUGAUAUAGAGAUAAGUAAUUAAACUAUUUUUACACAUUUCUUCAUCAUUAAUCUCUCCAACAAUGCAAUGAAAACUAACCUGACUUUCAAUAACGGCUACAAAAGCAAAGAGAGGCUAACUCUCAAAAACUUGAAUUUCGUCUUACACACAAAUUGUUGAUAAUUCAAGUAGAUAUAGAAUGAAUUGUUGUAGACAUGAAAAACAAACAUCCAAAGGAUCAAGAUGAAACAGCUGUGUGAAUAACACCAAAAUAGAGCGGUUAUUACAUGUGUCCGGAAACUGGUCCUGUCAGGAUACUGGUUCCCAACCAGUAUAUGCAAUUGAAUUUUGAUUUACUCCGCUUCAGCAUUCAUUUUUUACUACGUUGGCCAGAAAUUAAGUAUUUGGACAGCAAUUUUUUUUUGGGGGGGGGGGGGGGGGGGGGGGGGGAAG
Molecule: messenger RNA, 8764 nt
Organism: Mercenaria mercenaria
Lineage: Eukaryota; Metazoa; Mollusca; Bivalvia; Venerida; Veneridae
Product: solute carrier family 45 member 3-like
Exons: 4
Coding region: 354-2177 (607 amino acids)
Biological process (GO): transmembrane transport
Cellular component (GO): membrane
Molecular function (GO): sucrose:proton symporter activity
Source: RefSeq, a predicted model, not a curated record